Molecule: messenger RNA, 1436 nt
Organism: Nymphaea colorata (pocket water lily)
Lineage: Eukaryota; Viridiplantae; Streptophyta; Magnoliopsida; Nymphaeales; Nymphaeaceae
Exons: 8
Coding region: 62-1060 (332 amino acids)
Source: RefSeq, a predicted model, not a curated record
UCACACCAUCGUGUAGUCAAGGGAAAACAAAAACAAAAUAAAAAAAACUGAAACAGAAAUAAUGACGUUCGUGUCCCUCCUCCCUCUUCCUCACUGGCAGACGCAUCACCAUCUCUCUGCCAAACCUGUGGAGUCACUGCCAAAGCCGAAGGUUUUACUUCCCAAUCUCACACAACCCCGUCGUCUGACCAACCUCGUCGCAAUGGCCCAACAAGCCAUCUCCUCCGAAAAGCACGGGCCCGUUGUACAACAGAAGAAAUUUUUGAUUCCAAACAAGAACGGGCACAUUCUAGCAGGAGUAUUGCAUGAUGUGGGCUCUGGAAGGCUUGCCGUAUUAUGCCAUGGAUUCAGAUCAAAUAAGGAACAAGAAACACUGCUGAACCUUGCAGAUUCUCUAACAAGAGAAGGUAUUAGUGCCUUCCGAUUUGAUUUUUCGGGGAAUGGAGAAAGUGAAGGUUCAUUUCAGUAUGGUGGUUAUUGGAAGGAAGUGGAUGAUUUGCGUGAGGUUGUUCUACACUUGUCUCAGGCUAAACAAGAAGUGUGUGCCAUUGUUGGGCAUAGCAAAGGUGGAGAUGUUGUCCUCCUCUAUGCAUCCAAGUAUCACGACAUCAGUACUGUAGUCAAUAUAUCAGGUAGAUUUGAUUUGAAGAAAGGGAUUGAAGAACGGUUGGGUAAAGAUUUUAUGGAAAGAGUUCAGAAAGAUGGGUUCAUUGAUGUAAGGAAUAAAGGAGAUGUUAUAUUAUAUCGUGUCACUUUGGAAAGUCUCAUGGAUCGUCUAAAUACUGAUGUAUUUGCUGCUUCCAAGUCCAUCAAUCAUAAUUGCAGGGUGUUGACAGUUCAUGGCUCGAAGGACGAAAUAAUACCUGUGGAGGAUGCUUUAGAGUUUGACAAGCUUAUACCGAAUCACAAGCUAGUUAUUGUGGAACAAGCAAAUCAUUGUUACACGGCACAUCAGUCAGAGUUGGCGUCUAUCGUUGUUGAUUUCAUAAAGGACAGUUGUCAGCCUAAGAAGCCAAGCUCAGAGCAGGUGAUGGCUGCCAAUGUACAAGUUGAAGAUUAAGAUUAAGAAUUUGCUUCAGGAGGUUUGCAUACCAGUUACGCCAUUGUUUCCUCACAAGUGUUGCCACCAUGCCUACUUCGCUGUUCUUGUGUUGGCCAGUGUUUGCUGCUGCAAACUCUUCAUGAAGGAUCUUACAUUGCAUACCUUGGAUAAUGCUGCUGUUGUUUUCGUUGUGCCCUCAUUUCAUGUGGUUUUGUGGUUUCACCAAGGAGAAACACCUCUAAUAUUUGUGUAGGUUGUAAUUAAGAACGCAGGAUUGUCCAUCAUUCAACUCUCAGCUUUAUAGAUUGACAGGUCCUAUUAUAGCUGAAAUGCAAAGGGUGUAUCUCCAAUGUAAUAAAUUUCUCAUGGAAUUAUUUAUGCUUCAGUUUACUUA